GGCUCUCUUGAUUGAGGGAGCUAGAAUAUCCAGUUUGAGACUGGAUUUAGUCAGCUUUUUAGUUUUAGUGAACUAAAUCAGUGUAGGGUUAGUCUGCUGUGCUCACAUUGUGUUCAGUGCGAUAUUCUUCUGGUUCUUUUAGGAGUCUGCUUGUCAUGUUUAAGGACACACACUUGCAGUUCUGACUUCCAAGGUUCUGGACACAUCAGGACCGGUUGGGUUAAUACAUCUAUAGAACCAUUCACCCACUUUAGAUGUUACUUUGCGCAGAGACUGGGGAGCUAUUUUAUAUACAAUAUUGUGCAGGAUGCUGACACCUAAACAGUAGUGCCUGUUUAGGAAGUAUUGUCAAACAUUUUGUUUCAGCAGUAACAAUUCAUUGAAAGUGGCUGUAGUACAGUAGUAGAGGGUAUGAAAGUUUAUAAUGGGAUGGCAUGCGAUACAUCCAACCUUUACUGUUUACAAUAAGAAACUGAAUUAUUUCUGCUUUCCAGCUUCAGAUUCCACAGCUCCACCCCCCAGAAAAAACCCACCAGCCCCCUAAAAUCAAACUCUGCUUAGCAACUCGGCAUAAUUUAACACUGUGAUUCGUCCAGUCACUGUCAUUGCAGAUUUCCACAAAUUUAAUUGUGUGAAUAGCUCACAGCAGUUCUGUCCAGCUUGUUCUACUUGGGGGUUGCUUGCAGGAUGGACGCCUUGCCUGUUUAUCACGGGAAGAUCAGCCGGGAGACUGGAGAGAGGCUUCUAGGGGCUGCUGGAAAGGAUGGCAGCUAUCUAAUUCGUGACAGCGAGACUGUGCCUGGGGUUUACUGCCUGUGUGUGUUGUGCAAGGGGUUUGUGUACACGUACAGAUUGUGCCAGACAGAUGGGGGCUCGUGGUCUGCCGAGACUGCUCCUGGUGUUCAAAAGCGUCUCUUUCGGAAGAUAAAGAACUUGAUUGUGGCCUAUCAUAAACCGGGCCAGGGCUUAGCGAUGCCUCUACUCUACCCUGUUUGCAAAGAAAACAACUACACCACCAGCCAACCCAUGACUGGAAAACGUAUGCCAACAUAACUGCAUUUAGAAGCAGCUCUAAGGACUGCAGCCCUUAAUUAAAAUGCUAUCUCAUGGUGGAGACAGUGCAGAAGACUACCUUGUUAUGCACCCAGCUUCAUAGGCAAAUUCAAUAUAUUCUGUAUACAUACGUCUACAUGGAUAACAUCUUGGAUAUUUUUUUAGCUGUUACCAAAUGCGCAAAAAAACAGUACCAUUAAAAAGAUCUAAGUGUCCUUCAAAUCUCUGUGAGGUGGAAACCACAGACGCAUGAAAGCCUUUGUUUUGUGCACAGCAGGCAAACUAUUGGAUUUUUUUUACAGAGACUGGUGGCAGCGCAGCAUUCAUUGUCGUUUUUGUCUUCAGCAAGCUGUUGCAGCGAAAUUAAACCUGAAGAAAAAGUAGGGAGAGCAUUAAUGCAAUGCAUUGCCUCACAGACCCGUAGACUCCACGUAUAAAACAGCUCCCUCCGGGCAGGAAUUCAUUUGAUACUACACCUUGCUGAGCUGCACAGCCCUAUUGCAGUUACUGUGUCAUUGCAACGCCACCCUGUAUUAACAAAGCUAAUGACUUCAACAAGGUAUCAAGAAUGGAACGACAGCCUGAAACUGCAGAAACCUGGAUGACAUUUGGAAGGUUUAUUAUUCAAGUAUUUGCAUUCUAAUACUGAAGGACACCCGUUUUCAGUAACGAGGAAGCCACUCUGCGAAUGUGUUAAUAAUUCAUUGACACACAGUUGUUAGUUUCUUAUUUUUUUAUGCUGCACAGAUUUUUUUUUUUAAGCGAUUUAAAUUCUCUUUGAUUUAGCUGGUUUUCAAUUUUGAAAUUGAAAAUGGUAUGUUCCAAAGCAGGGUGUAGCCCCUGUAUUAUGUCUUACACAUUUUGCCUGAGAUUUAUCUUCUAAUGGUUCUCGAUGUGAUUUUAUUUUUUUGUUGAUAUGACACGUCAUUUGUAUAUUGCGUAACUCCAUAUUUUCAAAUUAAAAUUCUCAUUAAAAACA
Messenger RNA from Polyodon spathula (Mississippi paddlefish), 2032 nucleotides. Its product is annotated as SH2 domain-containing protein 1A-like. Lineage: Eukaryota; Metazoa; Chordata; Actinopteri; Acipenseriformes; Polyodontidae. The transcript is spliced from 6 exons. The record is from RefSeq and is a predicted model, not a curated record. Bases 688 to 1053 code for a protein of 121 amino acids.